This is a messenger RNA of Hansenula ciferrii, 1653 nucleotides long. RefSeq names its product Two-component response regulator-like PRR37. The transcript has a single exon. Bases 1 to 1653 code for a protein of 550 amino acids. The record is from RefSeq and is a predicted model, not a curated record. Gene Ontology annotation, molecular function: zinc ion binding; nucleic acid binding. Lineage: Eukaryota; Fungi; Ascomycota; Saccharomycetes; Phaffomycetales; Wickerhamomycetaceae.
AUGGAUGAUAUGGUUGAAAUAAUGGAUGCUCAGUUAAGCAUCACUACAAUGACAAGUGUCGAUGGUACCAGCUUUAAACUUACUAAAGCGUGGUACCCAAAUAUAGCAAAGCCGUUGAUGGUGCAAUUGUCAUAUUCCGCAAAAUUCUUCAAAAGUGAUCUUGAAGCUUUAACUUCGCAUCUACAAGGUUUCAAUUAUCAAUUAAUUGGAUCGACUUUAAUUAUAAAGAAUGGUGUCUCAAGCUCCAAACCAGAUGAUAAAUUCACUCAUUGCUUACAAGCAGUUGUUGAUUGGAAAGAAACUAAUUUUAUUGGACCUCCAAAUAAGAGUCUCUUUGAAUCCAGGUUACAAGUUUUGAAUAGGGAUAUCCUUAAGUGCACCGGUUGUGAUAAACUGGGGCACUAUAAGGUAAACUGUCCUGAAAUUUGUACAACUUGUUCAAGAGCAGGCCACCAUCAAUCCAACUGUAAUGCAUCAUUGGCCACAUUAGAAAGAAUCAAGAUGAUUCAAUCUCAAAAGUUUAAGAAAACAAAAGGGGGAAAAUCUCAAUUACCAUCAUCAUCAUCAUCUGCAAAAGUAAAUCAAUCAAAAGGAACAAAAGAUCAAAAAUCCAAUAUGGAAAAGGAUGGCUUCAGUCAAACCCCAAAGAAAAAAAGCUCAAGACCAACCGUAGCAACAACUAAUAUUCCUCAAACACCAAAACAGGUUAAUAAGUAUGCAAUUGCUUUUAAUCAGCAAAAGAAACAACAAGAAACAGAAAGAGGUUCAAAUUCAGAAGAAGUCCCAGGUGAAAAGGACAUUGAAAAACCAGCUUCAAAACCAUCAACCACUUCAGAAGAAAGUAUUAUCAACAAAUCUGGUCAAAAUGAUAAAGAUAAGAAACAACAAAAGUCAAAUAAUAAUAACACAGAAGAUGUAUCCAUGGAUUCAGAAAAGGAGGAUUCAACCACCAAAGAAAAUUCAAUUCCUGAAAAUAUGGAAAAUAUCAUCACCACUGAAAAAGCUUCACUAACAAAUGAAGGAACAACAGAUGUUAAAUAUCUGAAUAAUUCAGAUAAACCACAAGAUAAUCAACUUGAUGAUCACAUAUUCAGUGAAUAUGCUUCAAGAUCUUUAAUUCAACAAGUUGAAGAAGGUCAUAUUGAAGACCUAGGAGAAAGUAAUACAUUCUCUUUCAAAAAGUCAUUUACCAUUGUGUCUAAAUUAAAUGGUGGAAAACCUCCAGUACAAAUCCAAAGAGGCAGAUCUCCAGAAAGGAAUCCUGAGAACAAAUCAGCUCCUGAUCCUUCACCUAAUACCAAAAGACUAAAGAGAAUUUGGGAAGAUUUUGACAACAUCGAUCCAAAAGAUUACCAAAAAGCCAUCAAAAAUGCGCCAAGCUGGUUGAUUCCAAAUCAACCAACACAACAUAAUAAGCCGAUAGACCCACUAGGAACAAAAGCUGGUGAUUCCCAAGGUGGUUUAUUAGGAUCUGAAGCUGACACAGAAGAAUCCGAUUCUGAAACUGAGAAAGCAAAUGACAGUGGUAUGCAAAUAGACGAUGACGGAAUUCAUCAAGAACCAAUUCAACCUAAUUUACCAGCAGGAGACGACAUAGGUAACCCACUAGGAGGAGAUUCAAAUCCCAAACCUGGUGAUACACCACCUCAAUAA